ACACUCGGCUGACUGAUGAUUUGAGUAAAUUUUCGUGCCACACUUUCAGUUGCAAUGAAAUUGAUUUUUUUUUAAUUUUCUUGCUUGAUUCGCCAACCUGCUGCUUGUCCUUGUUGUUGUCGUCCUCGUCGUCGUCGUCUCAUCGCCACGCCACGAUCUACCCCUUACAAAGACCGUCAAUAUCAUCAUUGCUAGCAUCAUCAUCGUCACCGAGAAAGAGCGGUGCGGACUCGUAACAGGUAAUGUAUCGAUUGUUAGCAGAAAAAUGCUACGCAUAACUGACUACCACGAUUUGCUGUGUCUAAUGCUUAGCCCACUGUUUGUCCUCUCCACGAAAUAUACACACUGACAGCCAUUCUUAUGCAGUCGCGCAGACAAUCACAUACUCGGAUACGCUCACGGACGGACAUAAUGUUCACACGGAGUACCGGCAACAGCCUGCAGUAUUCGCUGUUGACGACGCGCGGAUACACGAACGGACGGACGGACCAACAGACAACCAGCCAAACAUCGCCGUGGCCCUUCUCCAGCAGCAGCAGUAACGGCAGCAGGCAGCUCUAGAGCGCUAUGUUGUAACCCUCCUUGCUCGAAGCAACUGGGUGUCAGGAUGAGCGAGUGCAGCUCCAGCAGCGACAUCGGCUGCCAUAACAACAACGGCAGUGGCGGCCUGUUGUCGUCGUCAGAGCUGUAACUCCUCCUACGCCGCCGCAUUCGAGUUGAAACAGAUGGAGUGCGCUGACGUCUAGCAGCGCGAACAAGAGAGCGCUACGUCAGUCGCCAUUGAGACCCAGUCGCCGGGGGUCAACACUCGUUCAAUGCCCGGGGACACAUUGGCCCACUCAACGUUGUCUACAACAGCAACAGUCAUAGAAGAACAACCAUAGAAGAAGUGUCGACAAACAUUCGUUAUUACUUGGCCUCACAACAGCGACGUAGUUUCGAGAUUUACGUCCGCCGCUGCGGUUAGACAUUGCUUAAGAAGCAACAAAGUAGUUGUUGCUAGCCGACCCAGUUCUACGAUAUCGCAACCCGUCCUCAAUGUCGAACUAGCGUGUGGCCUGACGUCCUUGCAAAUGCUGCGUAUAUGCACAUAUGAAAUAUAGACAAGACAAAUCUCCUUAGUUUAAAAAAGAGCGCUUCCCAACGGGAACUACUCAGCUAACUUCGUUUGCUUUACAGCGUUGGUGGUUCUAAUUCGUGUUUUUGAUCUGUGGCAAUUCGCACAAACUUAUACAUACUGAGGCAUUACAAGGAAAUGAUACUGAAAAUUUUUUUAAUUAAGACUGCCAUUGACGUUUCACUAGUCUGGAGCCACUGAUAUAUUUGAAGAAGCUAACAGUAAAAAGAAAGACUAACUAAAAUCAAGCAAUUAUUAGCGCUCCAGAUAGAGAGUCAUCGAUUGCUACCGCGUUCGUAGUGGUGCUACAGAGUGGAUCAUCUUAACGAGUAAUAGGCGCGAAAAUCGUGUGUGCGAAAUAAAGAUGUCGUCAGCAAAAACGAUUUCAAUCCGUCGUGUAACAAAUCCAAGCCAAUUGCCGGCUAAUUACUCACAAACACCGGGAGGGACACUAUUUGGUACGACUCCGGGAGGUACCCGUGUCGUAUAUGAGCGUGCUUUUCUAUUAUCCCUUCAGCAGUCCCCGCUGUCACGAACCCCACCAACGCUGCCGAUGAUACCAGGAUUUACAUUGCCAAAGGGGAGUCCACACUCGGUGUCACCGAAAAAGACAUCAUGUAGUCCUUCACCUCGGGCGGCCACUACGGUGUCAAGUAAAGCUGCUGUUUCGGAGGACGAACAGUUUGCCAUGGAUAUAUGAUCCACUACGCCUAUCCCGUACAGGCCCACCAUAAACAUGUGCAUGCUGUCGUGCUGAAAAUCGAUUGAUUUUCGAGAAAAAUAAAAGAAAA
Messenger RNA from Varroa destructor (honeybee mite), 1908 nucleotides. It is a transcript of the gene Thor, whose product is annotated as eukaryotic translation initiation factor 4E binding protein thor. Lineage: Eukaryota; Metazoa; Arthropoda; Arachnida; Mesostigmata; Varroidae. Gene Ontology annotation, biological process: negative regulation of translational initiation. Gene Ontology annotation, molecular function: eukaryotic initiation factor 4E binding. Gene Ontology annotation, cellular component: cytoplasm. The record is from RefSeq and is a predicted model, not a curated record.